This is a messenger RNA of Brenthis ino (lesser marbled fritillary), 384 nucleotides long. Lineage: Eukaryota; Metazoa; Arthropoda; Insecta; Lepidoptera; Nymphalidae. The record is from the annotation of a GenBank genome assembly.
AUGAUUAGAUAUCUAACAACGUUUAAGAAUUUCGUUCCCGCGACCAAGAAUUUAACAAGGAUGACCAGUAUUCAUAGUGCGUAUAAAGAGGACAUACACAAUGUACCGAUGUCCGUAAUUAUACGACCGUUUAUACCCGAGUUAGAUGAAAAUAAGGUUCAAUCUCUUAUAGAAACUAUUCAGAAAGAAGAACAGCAGGGGAUAGUACCACCUAUAGACGUGUUGUGGAUCAAAGGCAGGGAGGGUGGCGAUUACUACUACAGCUUCGGAGGUUGCCACCGCUUCGCGGCAUACACGCGCCUCAACCGGCCCACCAUACCGGCGAAACUUGUGCGGUCCACUGUAUCGGAUUUAAGAACAUAUCUUGGAAAUAUUUGCAACUUA